Messenger RNA from Lichtheimia ornata, 207 nucleotides. RefSeq lists its product as uncharacterized. NCBI's taxonomy places the organism in Eukaryota, Fungi, Mucoromycota, Mucoromycetes, Mucorales, Lichtheimiaceae. Bases 1 to 207 code for a protein of 68 amino acids. The record is from RefSeq and is a predicted model, not a curated record. The transcript has a single exon.
AUGAAGGUCUCCAUUGUUGCUUUCGUUGCCGCUCUCUUCUUUGCUCAAGCCGCUCAAGCUUCUGUUUGCCCCUGUCUCCCAAAGGCAGGCUGUGAGGCCUCUUGCCCUGCUGGUUCCCACUGUGUCCAAAGCGACCAAUACUGCCCUCCCAAGAACCCUGUCGGUGGUUGUGACUCUGGCCAUCGUUGGUACUGCAUCAGCAACUAA